AUGUCAGCCACCUUGCAUAAGAUCAUUGUUGGUGUCGAUUUUGGAACAACUUUCACUGGCAUCAGCUGGGUCGACUCAUCGAAGAAACAUCUCAACGACAUCGACCUGAUUCGUUCCUGGCCUGGCCCUACCCGAGAGCAGGAUGAGGUCUGUAAAACACCAUCGCGAAUAGCCUAUAAAUGUGAGAAUCCAUCUAUCAGCAAUGGGGCCGCAUGGGGCUACCAGGUUGAGGCAAGAAUGAAGUCCUACAGCUGGAUGAAGCUUCUGCUUGAUCCAAAGAUCUAUCGAUACACUAUCUUAUAUCUCGAGAAACGUCUGGGCGCUGGGGUUGUUCAGGCAAGUCCCCUUAACUUCUGGUUCACGAUCCCGGCAAUGUGGUCGGAUAAGGCAAAAGAGGAUACACUUCGUGUUGCUAUCAAGGCUGGUUUUAAAAGCCGACCAAAGGACGACAUUACUAUCAUCACAGAGCCAGAGGCGGCUGCUAUAGCUACUCUCACUACGCUCUCCGACGAGGAAAACGCAUACGAUGUCAGAGCUGGGGAUAUUAUACUCAUUUGCGACUGUGGUGGUGGAACGGUCGACAUUAUCACCUAUCUUGUCAACCAGGCUAGUCCCGUAUUCAAAUUUGAGGAGCUUUUGGUCGGAAUUGGAGGCAAAUGUGGUUCAACAUUCAUCGAUCGCAACUUCCAGCGGUGGAUGGCCAGAACGUUUAAAUCGGCCUGGGAAAACCUCAAGCCUGAAAAGAAGGGCCCUGGAAGUCGACUUAUGAGAGAUUUUGAGGCUGCAAAACGCGACUUUGGCACCCAGGGUACAUUGGACAAGGACAAGAGAUAUGAAAUUGAGUUUGUGAUCCCGAAUGCAUCGGACUUUGAGCAUUAUGAUGCCGAUGAAGGAUUGGUUGUUUUCACAAGACAAGCGAGCGUGGUGAAAGGUGCAGCCCUAGCAGCCUUGAAAAACAGCCGCCCACAGAAACGAAAAUCCCGGCUGCAUUAUGGCGUGAACGUUAGCAAAGAGUUUCGAGAGGGGGUUGAUUCCGAGAAGAAAGCUUGCUAUAGUGACUGGGAUGGCAGGAAAAUGUGUACUGACCGUAUGAUGUGGAUCAUUAAUAAGGGUGACUCUAUUGGCAAAGAAGACAAACUUUCUUACGAUCUUGUGGAGUCACGGUUUGAAAAUCAGUCUUUAGCGACAUGCAUAAGAUUUUAUACCUAUGAGGACGAUUGUGCCCCCGAGUGGUGUGAUUCAUCAUGUCGGAAUGUCGGAAAGCUUUGUUGGGAGUUUAAGAAAAGUGACCUGGAAUUGUUUGAGUCAAAAAAACAUUCAAACGGUCAGACCAUGUGGCAGAUGGCAUAUAGCGUCGUUUUCGACCUCUUUGCAGAUAAGGGCGUAUUGCAGUUCAAGGCUAUAGGUCCUCGAAAUGAGAACCUUGGAGAGAUUGCAAUCGAAUAUAGUGGUGCCAGUGACCAGAGACACAUUGGACCUCAAGAGAGGAUAGGCAUGGCAUUUUCCACUUGA
Messenger RNA from Penicillium brasilianum, 1512 nucleotides. The record is from the annotation of a GenBank genome assembly. Lineage: Eukaryota; Fungi; Ascomycota; Eurotiomycetes; Eurotiales; Aspergillaceae.